This is a messenger RNA of Anneissia japonica, 984 nucleotides long. Its product is annotated as zinc finger CCHC domain-containing protein 24-like. The record is from RefSeq and is a predicted model, not a curated record. Lineage: Eukaryota; Metazoa; Echinodermata; Crinoidea; Comatulida; Comatulidae. Bases 187 to 549 code for a protein of 120 amino acids. The transcript has 4 exons.
AUAUAUUAAAAUAAGUUGAACCUUCGCCAAGUGAAGGAAGAUGCGCUGUCCAGAUGAUGAAAUGGCGUUGCCAUCUCUACCGUAUACACAGAGGUAUCUCGGUGCCAGUAUGCUGGCUAGCUCCGGUAGCUGUCACCUAAGAAAAUCCUGCGACUUAACUACCGUGCAUUAUAAAUGUAAUCAUUUAUGGAGCAUUUAAAGAGCGUCCACAAUCGACUGGGAAGCCUACAACUAAGGACAAUCUUAAAGCAUUAUCUUCACUACUCUAUCAAUACUAACAACAUGGCUCCCAAGAAAGACACAGGCAAAACUCCAUACCAAGGCAAGAAGCGGGCUUUUGGAAAUUUCAAAUGUCCAAAAUGUAAUCGGACUUGGUCAAGUGCCAACAGUUGGGCUAACAUGGGCCAGGAAUGCAAGACAUGCAGGAUUAAUGUUUACCCUUAUCAUCAGGAGGAGCUAAAACCAGGUAACACUAGUUACAAUCAGGAACAGCAUCCUGAGCAUCUGUGUGAGAAGUGCAAGCAACUUGGUCACUCCUGUAAAAACUGAAUCAAAUGCAGCAACAGGCUAAUUAAUAGCUAUACAACUAAUUAAUUGUUAACACUGCUUCAACUUAGAUAUAGAAUAGAACAGGCUUUUGGUUAAUUAGGCUUUUCAUGUCUAAAUAUAGUUGAAUAGAUUGAUGAUUUAAAUUUUGAAUGAAAAUUUUUACUACAUCAUAUUAUUAUUUUGGAGUUUUUAAUAAAUAACUUAUCAUGGGUUCAAAGCCAAUCAUAGCAGGCUCACAGAUCCAUUGCUAAGUAUCUUGUAUUGUAUCUGCUUUGCAAAAAUUCUGCAUCGUUUGUUUUUAUAUUAUGAACAUUACACAUUGACAGGGACGUAAUGCAGCACUGAAAGCGUGGUUAAAAUAUUCCAUCGCCACAUGUAUUCCUUUAUCUACUCUUCCUAACACUGUUCAAAGUGAAAAUGCCAAUAAAUCUUAAA